UCUGUCCUUUCCCGGCGCUCCCGGAGAAGGAGGAAGAAGACGCGCGGAGACGGGGGAGAGAGCACAGAGCCCCCCGUCACCAUUAACUGCCCCCCAGCCUCAGGACAUCCACCACAGGACCCCCCGCUCCCGGGCGCUGCUGGGCUGAAGAUGAUAUUGUGUCCACUGUCUAACAGGAAGUAGAGAUGAACACAGGAAGUGAACACUAAGAAAAGCUUUAUUAUUCUGCCCUCCAUACAAAGCUCAUUAUAGGAAAUUGAUUCUGCAAAGCUUUGGAUAAAGUGAUGUCUCAGAACUGACCACAUCCACCGCAAUAUGGAGUCUGCAGAGAGGUUAACAUCCAAUUUAUCAUCAGCGACCUCCUCGUCGCCUUCCACACCAUCCGCAGCAGUUACUAAAGGAGGCCUUUCCACUGGAGUGUCACCCCUCAGCUCCGCCAUCACAGCUUGUGGACACUUGCCGUUCAAUCUGUCGAGUGCCUUUCCAAUGGUCAGUCAUCCAGUCUUCGGUCUUCACGCAGCCAGCUCAGGGCAUUCCGAAUUUGGUGGUUUGGGAACCCUUGGGGCAGCCACGGCCUUGGCAGCGCACCCCCAGCUAGCACCUUUUCCAGGUGUAGAAUGGUGGCGUGCUACUGAUCCUCACACCCGGGCUGCUUUUUUCCCCCCGGUGCUAGGGAUCCCUCCUUUAUUCAGUGCUCCGGCACAAAAUCACGACUCCUCUUUCCACCUCCGAACCGCAGGCAAAAAUGGACGCGGCAGCGCGGAAAAAGGGAUAAAUGGAUCCUUGAAUGGAAUUAGCCCAACAUUAGUCACAAGUAACUGUUCAUCUGUAUUAUCAACAACUAACACAAGUACUGUAGGACAAGCUAAAAGCGUGUCCCCGGGCAUCGUGGGUCGGCCAUGUAACCAAGAGAAGAGCAAGAUGGAUGUUAGAAGUGAAAAGACUAAAGACAAGCAAAAGCAGAGGAAGAAAGCGGUUGAAAGUUCCAGUUCCAGUGACUCUGGAUCAUCUUCUGACACCUCAAGCGAUGGAGUGAGUACUAGUGACUCUGAUGACUUGGAGGAGGAGGACCCGAGUAUAGACGAUAGCGAUGAUGAUUCCGAUUCUGAGACCGAAGCACAAAAUAAAGCGACAAACAAGGUGCUAUUACAUAAUAUGUCAGAAUUAAUAACGGAGGGAACUAAAGCUGAGAAGUCACAGGAGAAAAGACCACACCAGCAGAUACCUCUUCUUCCUGACCCUCCAGCGCACUCACCGUUCCCGUCCCAGCAGAAACACACUCAGGUUCUGUCUCUCCCGCUGGUUUUCCAAAGCUCUCAGGCCAAGGAGGAGGCUGUGAACAAACACACAAGUGUAAUCCAGAGUACGGGGCUGGUUUCCAGCGCAAAGCCUGUAUCUUUACUAGGUCAGUCCAACAAGGACGCAAGCUUGAAGCAUGUAGCUCCCUCUUCUGAUGGACUCAAAACAGGGAACAAAAAUACCUCUGAAGACUCUACCCAGUUACCCAGUGACUUAAGAAUAAAAAGGGAUCAGCAGAAGCAUACAUUCCCAGCACAGUUAAAGAAGACACAUGAGAGUUCCAAGCACCAGAAGAAGACACUUGUAGGUCUACCAGUCUCCAGUGCUGUGUCUAGCUCUUUAGGUCAUCAUCCAGCAUCUUUAGAAAACAACCACUCUAAUCCUUUCCUGGCAAAUGCAUUGUUGGGCAACCACCAACCAAAUGGAGUCAUUCCAUGUGUUAUCCAAGAUGCCCCCCUUGCACUUACGACCAAGACAAAGAGCCAGGGCAAGUUAAAUGAUGGCCCUUCCCCAUCUCCGUCAUCCCCCUUUUCCUCGCCAAUUAAUCUAAGCUCAUGCGUGAAAAAGAACUCUUCAUCCAACAAAUCUGUCCUUGGGACAUCCACUUCUCCUGUUGUACAAAGCUUUUGCAAAGAUAAAGUCCUGGUCAAUAAUUCAACACCAGCAAUAAAGCCUUCCCACCGUCACAAUGUCGCAAAGUCACUGCUGGACAAAUUCCGUGGGACGGAUUCGGACAUUCCCAGCAGCAAGGAUUCAGAUGACUCCAAUGAAGAAGAUGACGACGAAGACGAGGAUGAUGAGGAUGAUGUAGAUGAUGGUGAAGAGGAUGAAGAUGAUUCUGAUAGUCAAUCAGAAUCGGACACAAACUCAGAAUCUGAGUCCGACGGAUCGGAAGAAGAUGAUGAUAAAGAUCAAGACAUCUCAGACAGUGAUACGGAGGGAGAGAAAACCCCGCUGAAGAUUGGCAAAAUGACUCCAUCUGUAAACAGCACAAACAACAGUAUUAUAUCGCACUCCACACCCCUCAACCUGCAGGUUGUCAGGACUCCUAGCUCUGCUCCGGCUGCUCUCUCACCUGAGACUCAAUCCCCAGACUUCCUCGGCACGUCUUCAACUCUCAGUCCAAAUACACCUUGCGGUUCUGGAAAGAAAAGAAGAGUAACUGAUGAACAGGACCUUCGGAUUCCAUUGGAAUAUGGCUGGCAAAGGGAAACAAGAAUUAAGAACUUUGGUGGACGUCUUCAAGGAGAAGUGGCUUAUUACGCUCCAUGUGGAAAGAAAUUCAGGCAGUACCCAGAAGUAAUGAAGUAUCUCUCCAGAAAUGGAAUAAUGGAUAUCACAAGGGACAAUUUCAGCUUCAGUGCAAAAAUAAGAGUGGGUGACUUCUAUGAAGCACGAGAUGGACCACAGGGAAUGCAGUGGUAUCUUCUGAAAGACGAAGAAAUAGUUCCGCGUAUACGAGCCAUGGAAGGCCGCAGAGGACGGCCGCCAAAUCCCGAGAGACAACAGGCGCGAGAAGAGUCGCGGAUGAGACGGCGAAAAGGCCGACCACCGAACGUCGGCAGCGCUGAAUUUGUAAUGAACGACGAUGCUAAACUAUUGAGAAAACUUCAAGCCCAAGAAAUAGCCAGACAGGCAGCACAAAUCAAACUUCUUCGAAAGCUUCAGAAACAAGAACAAGCCCGAGCUGUGAAGGAAGCCAAAAAACAGCAAGCUAUCAUGGCUGCCGAAGAAAAGCGAAAACAGAAAGAACAAAUCAAAAUUUUGAAACAACAGGAAAAAAUCAAAAGGAUUGAGCAAGUAAGAAUGGAGAAAGAACUUCGUGCCCAACAAAUUCUAGAGGCUAAAAAGAAAAAGAAGGAAGAAGCAGCAAAUGCCAAAUUAUUGGAAGCCGAGAAACGUAUAAAGGAAAAGGAAAUGCGAAGGCAGCAGGCAGUCCUUCUGAAACAUCAGGAGUUGGAGAGGCAUAGACUAGAUAUGGUAUGGGAACGAGAGAGGAGACGACAACAUGUAAUGCUGCUGAAGGCAGUGGAGGCUCGUAAGAAGGCCGAGGAACGAGAACGUUUAAAACAAGAAAAACAGGAUGAAAAAAGGCUUAACAAAGAACGCAAACUAGAACAGCGAAGAUUAGAGCUUGAGUUGGCCAAAGAGCUAAAGAAGCCCGCAGAGGACAUGUGUUUAGCUGAUCACAAGCCUUUGCCAGAACUUCCACGUAUCCCUGGACUAGUCCUUUCUGGUAACACAUUUUCCGACUGCCUCAUGGUGAUCCAGUUCCUGCGCAACUUUGGCAAAGUGCUUGACUUUGAUGUGCACAACGAUGUCCCUUCACUGAGUGUUCUCCAAGAAGGGUUACUCAAUAUGGCCGAUAGCAUGGGAGAGGUACAGGACUUGUUGGUGAGGCUGUUGUCUGCUGCCGUUUGUGACCCUGGAGUCCCACCAGGAUACAAGGCAAAAACCUCUCUCGGGGAACAUUUAAUGAAUAUUGGCAUAAACCGCGACAAUGUUUCAGAGAUUCUGCAGAUAUUUAUGGAAGCUCAUUGUGGGCAAACAGAACUUACUGAGAGUCUUAAGACCAAAGCUUUCCAAGCGCACACUCCAUCACAGAAGGCCUCCGUUCUUGCUUUCCUUGUCAACGAACUUGCAUGCAGCAAAUGCGUGGUCAGUGAAAUUGAUAAAAGUAUUGACCACAUGGCCAAUUUAAGGCGUGAUAAAUGGAUGGUGGAAGGCAAGCUGCGCAAGCUAAGAAUGAUACAUGCUAAAAAGACAGGAAAACGUGACUCAGUAGGUGGCGGAGAUGGAGGAGACGAGCAGCAUUCUCUUGGAACACCAGCUUCUGUCCGAAAGCGCAGACGGAAGGGAGCUGACAGUGACUAUGAUGAUGACGAGGAUGAUGACAGUGAUGAACAAGCAGAAGACGAUGACGAGGACGAAGAAGACAAAAAAGGAAAAAAAUCAGAAACCUGUGAUGAUGAGGACGAUGGGGACCAAACAGCCACAGUGGAGGAACUGGAAAAACAGAUUGAAAAGAUGCUUAAGCAACAAAAUCAGAUCAGGAAGAAAUUAUUUGAAUCAUCCCAUUCCCUGCGGUCAAUGAUGUUUGGUCAAGAUCGCUACAAACGCAGAUACUGGGUUCUGCCACAGUGCGGCGGUAUCUUUGUGGAAGCCAUGGAGAGUGGAGAAGGUCCAGAGGAAAUGGCUAAAGAGCAAGAGAAACAAAGGAAGGCAGAAAAUAUCCAGAUUAAAGAAGAGUCUUUUGAAGGCUUUCAAGACAAGGUCAAUUGUUUGAACCCAGGGAAUGGGGAUAGUAAGGACACCACAAAUUUAUUCCUCCAAAAGCCUGGCUCCUUCUCAAAACUUAGCAAGCUACUCGAAGUAGCAAAGAUGACUCCAGAAAUGGAUUGUGUUCUCCAAAAAGCAUCUCUUUCUCCAAAUGGUGGAGCAUUACCCUACCAGAAUAAUGCAAGGAGUACACCCAUUAGUCUACAACCCAGUACAUCUCAGAGCAAUCCUGAGAAAACUGACUUGAAUCCAUUUACUCCGCCUGUUUGCGGAUCUGGGAAGUUUUACAACUCUUCAAUAAUUCCCAACGAACAGCUGCUAAAAACUCUUACGGACAAAGGCAGGCAAUGGUUCAGCCUCCUCCCCAGGUCACCGUGUGAUAACACUUCUCUAACACACAUAGACUCAUCCACACCUCUUCCACCCACGACACAGCCUCGGGUUCAUUCCCAGCCGCCAUCACCCGUUUUAUCUCCAGCUGGAAAUUCAUCAUCCGUGCAGAGCCCGAUGGCAUUAAACCCAUUUACUAUGCCUCCGCUCCAGGUAAAGCCUGGAAUGCCUUUGCUGGGACUUCAGUUCUGUGGAUGGCCACCAACAGUCAUGCCGUCAAACCUAUCAUUUUCAUCACCAAUGUCAGCAAUAGGGCUUGGAUUAUCAGAAGGGAACAGCCAUUCCUUCUUGACACCAAUCAUUCCUGCAAACAAAAGUGAAUCUCCAGUGCCACCGAGCGACAAAUCCGCAUGCUCAUCUGCCGUGGAGUUACCCAAACCAGUAGAUUUCCCGAGUGCCAGACCCAUACCAGAAGAAAUGCAGUAUGGUUGGUGGAGAAUAACAGAUGCAGAGGAUCUGAAAUCUUUGCUGAAAGUUCUUCAUAUCAGAGGAAUCCGUGAGAAGUCAUUACAGAAGCAGCUACAGAAGCACUUGGAUUAUAUCACUCAGACCUGCCUGAAAAUUAAAGAUGCUACUCUCAUAGAAAUGAACAGCCCAGAAGAAUGUGCUUUGAGCCGAGACAUCUUCGAGAACUGGUGUGUGGAGGACCAGGAAAUGGAGGUAGACAUGGCUGUCCUACAACAGGUGGAAGAUCUUGAACGGAGAGUUGCUUCUGCUAGCCUGCAAAUAAAGGGGUGGAUGUGUCCAGAGCCUGCCUCUGAAAGAGAAGACUUGGUAUAUUAUGAACAUAAAUCAGUCAAUGACUGGCACAUGGAACAUGACGGGGAACAACCAGCAGAUGAAGGAAACAAUUCAAAUAUUCUAGAACGGAAGAGUGACAACCCUCUAGAUAUAGCUGUAACCAGGCUGAUUGACUUGGAGAGGAACAUAGAGCGAAGGUACCUGAAGAGUCCCUUAAGUACCACCAUUCAGAUCAAAGUGGAUAAUGUGGGAACAGUUACUGUCCCUGCUCCUGCACCAUCUAUUAGUGGUGAUGGUGACGGAACUGAAGAUGACAUUGCCCCAGGAUUGAAGGUGUGGAGGAAGGCGCUUUCCGAGGCCCGGAGUGCCGCUCAAAUUUCACUGUGUAUUCAGCAAUUACAAAAAUCUAUUGCAUGGGAGAAGUCGAUCAUGAAAGUGUACUGCCAAAUUUGCCGUAAAGGAGAUAAUGAGGAAUUGCUGCUCUUAUGUGAUGGCUGCGAUAAAGGAUGUCACACUUACUGCCAUAGGCCAAAAAUCACAGCUAUUCCCGAGGGUGACUGGUUUUGUCCUGCUUGCAUUGCCAAGGCAAGUGGGCAUUCACUAAAAAUGAAGAAAGCUAACCUAAAGGGCAAAAAAAGUUCUGAUCCAAAGAAAGGCAAAAAAUCACCAGGGGAUACAGAAGAUGAAGAUCCUGCAAUGACUGGGGGUUCUGCAAAAAAGGGUAGCAAGGACAGCAAAAAGCGCAAGACUGAAGACAGCAACAGCCCCUCAAAGCAAGAAUGUUCUCCGUCUAAGAAAACCAAAUCCACCAAGGAGGAUUUAAAAGAUCUAACCCUGUGCAGCGUGAUCCUGGCUGAGAUGGAGUCCCACGAGGAUGCAUGGCCUUUCCUACUUCCUGUAAACUUGAAACUUGUUCCUGGUUACAAAAAAGUUAUCAAGAAACCAAUGGACUUUGCCACGAUCAGAGAGAAGCUGAGUAACGGACAAUAUUCUAAUUUCGAGGCUUUUGCUCUCGAUGUCAGACUUGUCUUCAACAACUGUGAAACCUUCAACGAAGACGACUCCGAAAUUGGUCGAGCCGGACACAAAAUGAGGAUUCACUUUGAGAAACGAUGGACAGAAAUUUUCAACAUGAGCUGAAAGUGUUCUUCGAGCUUUUACCUUUUAAGAAGACCAGCAAUGUGAACGCGUUACAAGAGGGUGCGAGGACUAUUAGAAUAUUUCUCAACAAAUACGUUGUCAAAAGACAGAUAAAUGUCAAGUUUGUACUUCUAACAAAACCAGAGCCCAUGUUUUUUGGUCUGUGUGUGUUUUUCUUUUCUUUUUCAACUACUGUCAAUAUAGGACAAGGACACACACUCACAGAUUUUCAAAGGGGGGGGUGUCCUAGUGCAAUAGCUAUUAAAAUUUAUAAAAACGCACUGAAUCGUCAACCGCCAGAGCUGUACCGAGGCAAUGGAUCUCCAUUCCGGUUCCAUAAAGACCAUUUUUUUAUGUUAUUUUGUAGCUUUUUUUAGUGAAUGUAUUUAAUUUUAUGAAUUAUUUAUAAUUACACAAUAGACCGAAUCUUCGUUUUCUGUGAAAAGGAAGACUAGAGAUGAAAAAAAAUUGCUUUAAAUCUUGAAGAUACAAGAAGAAUGUUUAAAAAAAAUAAAAAAAUAAUAAAAUAAAAUAAAUAAAAAAAAGCCAAGUAAACUGUUUACACUGACGUGCUGGAGCAGCACAGAAACGGGACUUUACUGUAGAGUUACAAGUACAUUUAUAUAAAUCUACAUAUGUUGCUGCAUCACUUGUGUAGUUAAAUUGUAUUUCAAGAUGGUGAAGCCAAUUGAGAAAUAUGUAUAUAGUGUUCAUUAUUGUUUAUAUUAAGUCUUAUGUAUGAUGUGUACAUAUUGUUUGUAGACAUUUGAUGAUGAUGUCUGCCUUAGAAGGAUUGUAGCAUUUAAUUUUAGUCUUCAGGUGAACUCUAUAGCUUGUACAGUAUCCUCUACCAAAACUGUGGAGUCUCCUUAAAUAUUGGUAGUGCCUGCCUUCAAAACAGGGUGUAGGGGGAUAUACGUUUUUUUUGUUUGUUUUUUUCAUUCAUAGUUACUUUUCUUUUCUAUUUUGUUUUACGAGUUUGAGCCAACUGGGCCUAAAAAUUGAAAAGUAUAAUCAUUUGUAUCCAUGUGAAAUAAACUUGUGACAAUUUCCUACACACAGUGUUUUUUUCAUAGAUACAUUUCCCUUCAUUCGCCUCUCCACAGAGUUAUCGAGACAAAGGCAUUCGUGACCACUGUGUUUUAUCUACUGUGUGGUAUGGUGGCCUGUUGGAGGCAAAACGAUCAGACCUUUUUUGUACCGAUUGUACUUGAAGUUCUUUUAUUUAAAACAAAAAUGUUGUGAGAAGGAUAGUUUUUUUUUCACUAGUAUGUGUGGCACGGAUACAAUAAAAAGACUUUUGCAAUA
Molecule: messenger RNA, 8157 nt
Organism: Spea bombifrons (plains spadefoot toad)
Lineage: Eukaryota; Metazoa; Chordata; Amphibia; Anura; Pelobatidae
Gene: BAZ2B
Product: bromodomain adjacent to zinc finger domain 2B
Exons: 39
Coding region: 316-6849 (2177 amino acids)
Molecular function (GO): protein binding; DNA binding
Source: RefSeq, a predicted model, not a curated record